AUGUACCAGCAUCGCUCUUCAAACGAUACUACCCUCCGGGGGCUAAUCACAGAACAAUCACCGUGGUGGAACGUUAGAAGCAGGACUAGGCCAGGUCAGGAGUAUUGCUGGGUGGCUAUCAAUCACGAUGAGCCGAGAGUGGGUGGAGCGCCUGUAAAGUCAAGUCAGCGGUCCCAGAAGGAUGUCGAUAGCAAUAUUCUCAGCGAUGAUGACUGGUCCCUAAACAGCGACUACUGGGACGCGAGUUGCCCUUAUCGAGCCUACAUCCCUUUAUCUCCUGAUAGCACCAGACUUUUACACUGGGUGACCGCAUUGGAGGCCCAAGGACGAAACAGUGCCAACAUCUUGUCGACAUGGCAUCUGGACCCUGAUAUGGCCGCCGAAAUCGUUGCAACAACUGAAAAUGCACACACGCUGAUGCAAGCCGUGGCCUUCACUUACACGCCAUCAUACGCCAUACCACCCAGCGUCUCCCUGUGGUGGAUCGAUGCUUCCUUCUCCACGGAGGUAGCGUUAACAGCUAAGAUCGAGGGAGUCCAUCGAGGCAUUCUGGACCAGUACGGAUUCGUCGUCUACAACCUUGUCAGAGACCCGGACUGGAAGACGCGCUCACUGCUAGCUCCCUUAGUGGGCAAGAUCAUUGACACAGGGCUCGUACGUUGUUCCUUCCGAGGCUGCAUUGUGGAUUUCAAUAAGAUCGCACACCAUGAUCUACUUAAUCUUUUGAGGGAUCAAGUGCCAGUCCAUUAUCAAUGGUUCCCUACUGACAUUGGGCCCUUGGACCCACGCACUCUCAAAGCUACAGAUUACAAUGACUUCAACCGGGAGACAUAUCACACACGAGAGAUGAAAACAGACGAAAAACAACAUGGAGAAAUCAAGAAACCUGGCCAAGCAGCGAAAGUGGUAAAGGGAGAGGCCCUGUUCUAUAAGAUGAGCAAGAAGGGGAGGAACAAAACACUGAUUUCUAGGGCAGAAUACAAUCACAUUUCGCAGUCUUGUCAUGUGGUGCCAUUGAAUUUCCUAACCGGGGAGGUGUGUACUGUUUUCGAAGACGAACAGACUCAGACUCGCCACGAGGAAACGCCCGCCGUUGCGGGCACGCCAGUAGUGACACUAGGUGUUACGAACGCUGUGCCCGUUGACUCGGAGGUGCAGGCUGAAACACCUCACAAGCGGACUCAGACUCAGACUUGUCGCGAGGAAACGCCCGCUGUUGCGGGCACGCCAGUAGUGACACUAGGUGUUACGAACGCUGUGCCCUCUGAAAUACAGGCUGAAACACCUCACAAGCAGACGUGCAUGGUUGCGGACACGCAAGCACUAGUGCUCCCAAACAUCAAGAACACGAACGCACAAAAUGGUCAACGAGCUGAGACUCUAGUUUCCUUGGGAGAAGAUGACACUGGCCCCACUACUCUACGAUUCCCAUCAGCGCCAGGGUCGCCUCCAGUGCCCCCGAUUGUUUCUCUACCUCGUCAAUCUAGUCAUUGCCAAUUCUUACCCCAUCCACCAAUCCUCAUUCCCAAUGCGCUACCCUCUAACGAAGGCUUGCAGCUUAUUCGCAGUGCCUACGGGGAAGACGCGUACCUAAUCAUUGGACCGCCUGUGUACCUCAGGCUCUCAGGGAUCAUAUUCCCAGCUACCCCGGCCCCGCGGGUAGGUACCUUAGUUAUGUCUUUUCAAUCGGCCAUUCGAGUCGCGCACGACAUCUACGACCACCCUGCCGCUUCUCCAGCAGCCUCUGUACCAAACCUGCUCCGCCGCGGAGCAUCAUACCGCGUCUUCACACCUAUUUCCCAGGUGACCCGAGUCCCUUCCUUAACUAGAGGUCAUCCAAGUUACUUGGAUAGUCGUAACACCUAUCCAGAGUUGUUGAACUUCAAGGACCCGAAUUACUGGAACACUUACCUAGCACGGGUACAGGCACUACUGAGGCGUCCUUACGCGCGACAGUUCUUAACCAUGGGGGGAAUUCUAUGGCGUCUUGCGCUCCAAUUCGGCCCACCUUCCCUUCUGAAUGAUGCUCUCGCAGGCCCCUCUUUGGAUGUCACGACAUGGGGAAUAGGAGAAGUCAACGGUCAAUCAUGGGACGAUUCUGUGACUGCGGCGGACAUCACGAUGUUGAUUGGUGUUUCAGGAACUGGAUCUUGUUGGCCGCCCCACGAUGUCUGGAAUUCGUCUUGCCGAUGGAAAGGGUUUUGGUCAGACGCAGAUGAGCAGUGGUUUCAAUCGCACCUCGGGAACUUAUCUUCCGGAAAUACGGAAGCUGGCAAGACCCGCAAGGAUUGGAAGCAUUUUUUCAGGCCCAUAUCAGCAGCAAGGUCGUCAGACGCGUCCAUCUAUGGUUCGGAGGCAUUUGCUCAUGUGAUCCCUACUUGGGAUUUGGUAUCAGCGGACAGUACUUCUAUAGUACAGUUACUAUUGGAUAAAUGGGAACCUGAUAGCAUUCAAUGA
Molecule: messenger RNA, 2457 nt
Organism: Suillus fuscotomentosus
Lineage: Eukaryota; Fungi; Basidiomycota; Agaricomycetes; Boletales; Suillaceae
Exons: 4
Coding region: 1-2457 (818 amino acids)
Source: RefSeq, a predicted model, not a curated record